GAGAGGCGUACAUGUGCAUCCAAGCGAGUGCGUUUUAAAGGACCGGGGGAGGGCGGAGUGCUAGAACUGGAAUCAUUCGUCGCGGCUAGCGAGCGAAAAAGCUCCGAUUUUUUUCUCGCCUCUUCUUCUUCUCUUCUCGAAGUUUUUGCGUGGAUGGCUGAGGGAUCGCCCUUUCUUCGCAACAGCUAUUGGGUUCUGAGGCACGGGAAGAGUAUUCCCAACGAGAAAGGCCUCGUUGUUUCUUCCAUGGAAAAUGGCACACUUGAAAAGUAUGGAUUAGCUCCUGAGGGAAUUGAUCAAGCGCGACUGGCUGGAGAAUUACUUCUGAAGGAACUCAAGGAAAAGAACAUCUUGCUCGAAACUGUUCGAAUUUGCUGUUCUCCAUUUUCAAGAACUACUCAGACUGCCAAAGAAGUUGCUAAUGUGCUAGGCAUCCCAUUUGAAAGUGCUCAAUGUAAAGUGAUGCUAGAGCUUCGGGAACGUUUUUUUGGACCACUGUUUGAGCUUUCCUCACAUGAUAAGUAUUCAGAGAUAUGGGCACUUGAUGAAAAGGAUCCCUUCAUGCCACCUGAAGGUGGAGAAAGUGUUGCAGAUGUUGCUUCUCGACUUGCAACUGCUGUUGCAGCAAUAGAGGCAGAGUUUCAAGGAUGUUCAAUUGUUGUUGUCAGCCAUGGUGAUCCACUUCAAAUAUUGCAUACAGUUCUCCAUGCAGUGAAGGAACAUGCAUCGUCCAGUGAGGAGGGCAUUUUGUCAAGAAUUAAAGGAGUUAUGGUGCAUUCAAUCCUAUCUCAACACCGAAAGUCUGCCUUGAACACUGGAGAGCUGCGCUGUGUCAUAUGACUUUGAUUCUUACAUAUGGAAAAGUACAUUUCUUAGUAAAAAGAUUUUAAGUCAUGGCAUUGUUUGACCAGCUUUAUCAAACUAUAAAGUUGGUUGACUAUCUUGCAUCUUUGAAGGGGCUUCAAAGACAUAUAUUUUAUCAGGUUACUCACCAAGGACUUCUUUUCCUCACCAGUUGGAUACUCUUAAUACCGUUACUUUUUCACUUUGAUCAACGGCGGUCUCUGGGAAUUGGUACUACUGCUUUGGCUACCUUGUGAUGUAUUGGUUUGUCGUUCCAAGAUAGCAUCUGAUUGAGUUGGAAUGCUGAAUAUUUUAUUAUUUUUUAUAAUGUUGUGCUUGUCAAGGUAAUUAAUGGAGGCUCCAUGAAGAGUCAUUUUUC
This is a messenger RNA of Elaeis guineensis (African oil palm), 1222 nucleotides long. RefSeq lists its product as uncharacterized. The record is from RefSeq and is a predicted model, not a curated record. Lineage: Eukaryota; Viridiplantae; Streptophyta; Magnoliopsida; Arecales; Arecaceae.